Messenger RNA from Haliotis rubra (blacklip abalone), 2481 nucleotides. Its product is annotated as serine/threonine-protein kinase 33-like. Bases 223 to 1569 code for a protein of 448 amino acids. Gene Ontology annotation, biological process: protein phosphorylation. Gene Ontology annotation, molecular function: ATP binding; protein kinase activity. NCBI's taxonomy places the organism in Eukaryota, Metazoa, Mollusca, Gastropoda, Lepetellida, Haliotidae. The record is from RefSeq and is a predicted model, not a curated record. The transcript has 12 exons.
UGCGUCGCGUCGUUAGCAUCGGAAAGCGCCUAUGGCGACACGGGCGAAACUUUGUGAAUGUUUUGGUUUGCUGCAUAGACUUACCCGAUAAUGACAUGACAAAUAUCGCAUGGAUUUGACAGUUUGUACAGCUUGUAGACUGAACUCAGUGCAUUCCGUUCGACAAAUUGUGGCGCUGUAAUUAUUCUUGAUGUUUAUGCCUGAGGUGAUGAGGGUCUCAAAAUGACCACAACAAUUCCACACAUACGUAUUGCUGAUGACAGCGCAGUCAAGGAGAGCUAUGAAGUGGGGAAGAAGCUCGGUCAGGGAAGCUUCGGGAAGGUCCACGAGGCACAGCACCGAGAAACCAACAAGUCCUGGGCCAUCAAGAGCAUCAACAAGGAGAAGGCGGGGAGCUCGGCUCUCAAGCUGAUAGAGCGGGAAGUGGCCAUCUUGAAGAGAGUAAAUCAUCCCAACAUCAUCCAGCUGAAUGAAGUGCUGGAAUCACCAACGCGGAUGUUCCUCGUGAUGGAGCUAUGUGAUGGGGGAGAGAUGGCAGAUUCCCUGAAAGACAAUAAACACUUCUCAGAAGCUGAUACCAAAACUGUCAUUAGAAGAUUAGCAAGUGCAAUCUCAUAUCUACAUAAAAAUGACAUAGUACAUCGAGAUAUCAAACUAGAAAAUAUUCUCCUCAGUCAAAAUCCUGAUGAUCCGCAUGACAAGUUACAUAUUAAGGUGACAGACUUUGGAUUAUCUGUAGUAAAGGGAGGCGCUGGACAUGACAACAUGAUGCAGGACUUCUGUGGUACACCAAUGUACAUGUCUCCUGAGAUAAUAGACAACAAGACCUACAGCCAGCAGUGCGAUGUCUGGGCCAUGGGGGUCAUCAUGUAUAUCAUGUUGUGUGGGUACCCACCAUUCAGAAGUAAUGAUGAAGACUCCUUAUAUGAAAUCAUCAAGAAAGGAGAAGUAGAUUUCAGUGAGGAACCAUGGCCUUCGAUCAGUGAGGAAGCAAAGAUGUGCAUCCAGCGGAUGUUGAAGGUUGACCCUGCUCACAGAAUGUCUGCUGCGGAAGUAGUGGACCAUGCCUGGCUAACUGGUGAGACCCAUGACAGCACAAAGCCAGUGAAUGUUCUGGAGAUGAUGAAGGAAUGGGGCCCUGAGCUGAAGAAGGGGGGAAGCUGUGAUGACAACCCUGAGAGUGCAAUAAAUGGUGACAGCCCAGACAGCGUCAUAAAGGAGAGUGCAUCCUCCACCACGGACAACACCUCGCACAAUGCUGCACCGGAAGCCGCCAAGGGUAGUUCAAGUGAUACAAGGAAGGGAUCUGGUGGAGGAAAACGGUCCAGUGACAGUCGCUCACCACCCAACUCUAGUACAAAACCUGGGGCUACAGGAAGAGGAACCAAGCCUGUAGGUGGUGCCACAAAGAUAAACCCAUCUACCAAACCUCCUGCCACACAGACAGGAACCAAACCAGGAAGUACCGGUGGAAGGACGACCGGUGGUGGGACCACCAAUAAGAAAACUGCUGUGAACUCGAACAAUACAAAAACACCAUCCGCUUAUACAAGAAACCAAAAGAAAUAACCCCAAAUAAGUGUAGCAUUAAGUGUGACCAUAUUCCACCAGCGCUGCUGUGGAUGGGAGACUUUACAGUAUGUGUGUAUAUAUUUUACAUCUAUGUAUCGCUGAGUGAAGUGCUAACAGAAGACAACAGGGGAAGAAGAUCCUUUGGUACCAACCAUAUGCUGAUCAGUCCUUCACCCCAGACAGGUCACAUGACUUGCGAGUAGGUCACAUGACAUGUUGGCAGGUCAUGUGACUGAAAGGGGUGGUCUGUGUUCUGAUGCUGCUGCUGUGUGGAAGGGGAGAUAACUGGUUCCCACUGUGCUGUUGAUUUUCUCUGUAGCUUGCUGAUUUGUUAAAUUAAUAUGAAAUAAUCAUGUUUUUCUCAUUCUUGAUUACAUCAUGGUUGAUAUUUUCAUAAAUACCAUUUUUUUAAGGAGGGUUGAAAUUUUGUGUUGAAAAUAUAUGAACAUUCUUGUGUUUUCGUUCUGAAUGUAUGAUAGUUCUUCCUAUUCUAAGGAGUUCUUGUAGACAGAUUAAAUAACAGGAAGAGCAUAAAGGUUUUGUAUAUCUCCAUGACCAGGUUUUGCCCCUGCUUUGAUGGAACCAGAGACCAUAUAUCGGUAUAUGGUCUCUGAUGGAACUGAUUGGCCACCUCUCCAACAGUGCUGGAAGUAGAAUGACAACUAUUUGUAGUGAGAUCGGCCUUGUUAUGUUUAGAGAUGUGAUAUUCUAGAAGUAGCCUUAUUCAAACUGCUGUGAAGUGUGAUAGGAAACAAGUGCCUUUCCCUGCUUGAACAGCCAUGUGACAUUACACUUUCCUAAUCCCAGGAAUGUACCAUUAUUGUAUAUUCAAAGUUUCAAAUGCAUUUAUUUUGUUAAAUGUGUGAUAUGUAAAAAGUUCAUUUGUAUGAAAUAGAAUUGGAAUAAGAA